AUGAGUUCCUCCGCGCCCACCCCCGAAAUCCAGCCCCGCUUCCAGCAGCUCUUCACCGAGCUCGAGAACCGCUUCCAAUCCACCAGCCUGGGCAGCGACAAAUGGUACAUCCUAGCCAUCUCAACUUUGGCGGCCAGUGCCGACCCAGAACGCGCCGACCAGCUCUACCUCCACCUAAUCAGCCAGCCCAGCUACGCGACCCCAGCCGCGCGACAAGCCCUGGUCCGACGGCUGCGUGAGGCCCUGGUCAAAUCCGUGUCGAUCGUCGGGGUGUGCAAGCCGAUCGAAGCGAUCCUGGCGAUUAGCAAAGUCGAGCGCGACGAGGACAAGGAUUACACCUUCACGCGCGACGGCUGGCAGUGCGACCAGGCCAACCACGAGCGCGGUGCCGCCUGGAUGCAGAAGCUGUAUGCGCGCAAUACCACUGGCACUCUGGAUCUGUUUGCCGCGCACCCGGACUUUGCGUGGCUGUCCAAGGAGGUUACCUAUGGCUUGUUUCUUUCGGAUCGCCAGGUGCUGGAUGAUGUCGAUACCCAGCUUGUGGUUCUGCCGGGUAUUAUGAGCCAGAAUCUGCCGAACGAGACUCACUGGCAUAUUCGUGGCACUCGGCGUCUUGGGCUUCCGAAACAUGAGGUCCAGGUCAUUUGGGACUGUGUGCAGCUUGUGGCUCAGUUCUUUGAUGUUCGGCUCAAUAAGGUGCCCACGGUCGAGCAGGUCGAGUAUGAUGUUUAG
Penicillium alfredii is the source of this 732-nucleotide messenger RNA. RefSeq lists its product as uncharacterized. Lineage: Eukaryota; Fungi; Ascomycota; Eurotiomycetes; Eurotiales; Aspergillaceae. The record is from RefSeq and is a predicted model, not a curated record. The transcript has a single exon. The coding region runs from base 1 to 732 and encodes 243 amino acids.